Cannabis sativa is the source of this 3002-nucleotide messenger RNA. Its product is annotated as putative pentatricopeptide repeat-containing protein At5g37570. The coding region runs from base 544 to 2196 and encodes 550 amino acids. The record is from RefSeq and is a predicted model, not a curated record. Gene Ontology annotation, biological process: RNA modification. Gene Ontology annotation, molecular function: protein binding; RNA binding. The transcript is spliced from 2 exons. NCBI's taxonomy places the organism in Eukaryota, Viridiplantae, Streptophyta, Magnoliopsida, Rosales, Cannabaceae.
AAAGGAGAAAAGUUUCUAUUUUUAUUGUUUGCACUUGCAAUUGAUUGCAUGACCCUUCUUCAUCUGUAUCAAAAUGGCUUAAGAGACGUUUUGGAUUCAUUGUCGUUUUACUGAAAAACGUCACUCCAACUCAACAACGCCAUUUCCGAAAUUGCUCUGUUUCGGCAUGGACUUGGGGCGGGGUUUUGAGCUUUCUGCAAAAUAUGAUCUAUUUCCUUCGUCUCUCGAAGGUAAUGAACUGACAAUAACCCUAGAUUUUGGGGAGAUGGAAAUGAAGAGUCUUAUAGUCACAUUUCUCUGAAUUGCUCGAAAUAGUAUCUGAAAAUGUUGAAAUGGCUCUCGCCAAGGGCUUAUUUUAAUCUUUUUAGCUCCAAAAAACCCAAAUUUCCACCUUCAAAGAUUUCUCCCAAAUCAAGUAACAUCAAUAUUUUUAGAAUUUCUUUGUAAUUAAUAAACAAAGACAGCCGAAAAGCUCAACCUCAUCCUCUCUAUUUCUCCAUCGCAGUCGGAAACAUCUUCAUUUGAUUCAAAGUCGCUUAUCCCAUGCCAUACCCAAACUUUCUACACUCGUUGCCCUCAAUUCAAGCUCUCAUCAAGGCCUGUAAAACUCCAAGCCAUCUUCAACAAGUCCAUGCCCAAAUUGUCCGAAGUGGUUUAGAGCAAGACCACACUAUCAUAUCUCAAUUCAUUUGCCUCUCUCAGACUCUAUCCACUCUAUCUUACUCUGCCAGCGUUUUCAACUGUGUUUUCUCCCCCAACACUUUUCUAUGGAAUGUUGUCAUUAAAGGGUACUGCCAGAAGUCUUGCUCUGCUGAAACCAUUUCGGUUUUUAUUCGAAUGAAGAGAGAGGAGGCUGUUCCAGAUAGAUACACUUACCCUUCUGUCAUCAAGGCAUGUGCAAGUGAGGGAAAGGUUAGAGAAGGAAGGACCUUCCAUGGGUUGGCAUUGAGGUGUGGGGUUGAGUGUGAUGCUUUUGUGAGUACAAGUUUGAUUGAUUUGUAUGGCAAGUGUAAAGAGAUUGGUUGUGCCCGUAAGCUGUUUGAUUGUUUGUCUGAGAGAAAUGUGGUUACUUGGACGGCUAUGGUUGUUGGGUAUGUUAUUUAUGGAGACUUGGUGGAGGCAAAGAAGCUGUUUGAUGAGAUGCCGUUGAAAAAUGUGCCUUCUUGGAAUGCCAUAAUUGGAGGGUUUGUGAAAUUGGGUGACUUGGGUAGUGCUAGGAGGAUUUUUGAAGAGAUGCCUGAGAAGAAUGUGGUUUCCUUUACCACUUUAAUUGAUGGGUAUGCAAAAUCAGGUGAUAUGGCUUCUGCAAGGGUUUUGUUUGACCAAGCUCCUAAUAGAGAUAUAGUUGCGUGGUCGGCAUUGAUAUCUGGGUAUGCUCAGAAUGGUCAGGCCAGAGAGGCUGUGGACAUUUUUCUUGAAAUGGAUUCUUGUAAUGUUAAACCGGAUGAGUUUAUAAUGGUGAGCUUGAUGUCAGCUUGUUCUCAGGAAGGAAGUUUGGAGUUGGCAAAAUGGGUUGAUAAUUAUGUCACUCAAAGUUCAAUUGAUCUUGGUCGAGCUCAUGUUCUUGCAGCUCUUGUUGACAUGAAUGCUAAAUGUGGAAACAUAGAGAGAGCAAAAAACUUGUUUGAUCAGAUGCCUAAGCGAGACUUAAUCUCGUAUUGUUCAUUGAUGCAGGGGCUAUCUGUACAUGGUUGUGGGGAACAGGCCAUUUCCCUUUUCAAUAUGAUGCUAAAUGAAGGUUUAAUUCCUGAUGAGGUGGCUUUUACAGUAAUCCUGACAGCUUGUGGCCGAUCUGGGCUGGUCGAGGAGGGUAGGCACUUAUUUCGUUUAAUGGAAAAUGAGUACUCCAUUGUUCCUUCACGAGAUCAUUAUGCUUGUAUGGUUGAUCUUCUCAGCCGUUCAGGAAGGUUAAAAGAAGCUUAUGAGCUUUUAUGUUCAAUGCCCAUGGAGCCUAGUGCUACCUCUUGGGGUGCUCUACUUGGGGCCUGUAAGCUACAUUGUGAUAUGGAGCUAGGUGAGUUAGUUGCCAGUAGGUUGAUUGAGCUUGAACCUCAAAAUGCUGGUAAUUAUGUUCUCCUUUCAAAUAUCUAUGCUGCCACAGACCGUUGGUUGGAUGUUUCCCUGGUGAGGAACAAAAUGAAAGAGAAAUUAGUUAAGAAAGUACCUGGUUGCAGUUGGCUUAGUACACAAGGCUGAGUGAUUUUUUCGGUUACACUGGAUAAAUUAAUAUCAUUACUCUCAACUGUUGGUGCUAAGAGCAAGAGGGACCUAGUUUUGUGCAUUCUCUUCAAAUUCUUUUCCCAGGCCAUUAUACAAUUGCGUGCAAAUUUGCAUGGCAUACAGCAGCUGUUCUUCCUCUUGUAACUGCAAGCAUAUGAUUGUCUAACACGUUCAAGCAAUGGAAGUUGCUUCAGCUAGUGGAAGCUACUGUCCAGUUGGAUGUCUUGCACACACGUCUGAUCUUUUUAAGAUUCCAAAAGACCCUUGCUUUGAAUAUCCUGAAAAGUAAGUUGACAUAAUCGCUCUAGAGUUUCUAUUUUUCUGUUAAUAAAUGUUUUGUCAUUGAAUAUUACUUUUUGUCACAACUAAAGAAAAUCUAUCACUAAAUAAUUAGAAGUUGUCAAUACAAAUUACAUUUUUUUUAAUUCUUUAAUCAUAUUGCAUCUAAUCUUGUGUUUGACGAGUGAGUUAGGCACAUUGGAAUUAAUUGUCAUUUUGUUUGUAGAAAAUUCAAGAAUGCUUUGAUUUUUACCAAACAUGUAAAGAUUGAAGAACAACUAGAGGAUAUCUUCACGAAAGCUUUGAAUGGGGUUAUAGUUGAUUAUGUAUGUAACAAGUUGGACACUAUCAAUAUCUAUGCUCCAACUUGAGGGGGGUGUUAGUUGUAUAUUAAGUAUAUAAUUAAUCUUAAUUCUAGUUUCCCAAUUGUACAAGUUAUCCAAUAUAGAUUCCUAUGUUUUGUACAUAUAAUUUCAAUGAAAUAAAACUUCAUUUUCUCGUUA